AUGACUGAUGUUCGCGAGGAGCUUCAGAAGGCCAAGCGCGUUAGCCGAAAAUUGGAGUCCGAACUUCGGGAACAAUCUGGUGCAGAGGAGAAGAUCCAAGAGCUGACUAAAAAGUUCUCAGGAAACCAAGCCCUACUCGAUACUUUACGCAGUGAACGGGAUACACUCAUCGCAGAACAGGCAGAGCUCCAGCGGAAGUUUACCAAAGCCACUGAAGACACCGAAGCAAUACGAAACCAGUUGUCCAAGUCUCAAGCUGCACACAAUGAUCGCAGACACCAGCUCGACCUCCGGGCAACCGAGGUUGAAGACCUCCGACUUCAGCUACAGGAACAAGCUGUUGAAUUGCACGACGCCGAACUAGAGAAAAAUCGCUUAGCAAAAGAGCGUAUGGAAGUGGCGCGAACGAUAACCACUUUGGAAGCAGAUCUCAAGAGAGUUCGCAGAGACGCAGAGAAUAUCCGAAAGGAUGUGGCUCUGCUUAAAAAUGAACGGGCUGGGCUGUUGGCGAAGACUCAUGAGGACAAGCUCACCAUUGAGAGGGCACAAGCUCACGUUCGGCAGAUGCACAGUCAACUUGUUGAAAUGCAGCGGAAGGUCCGGGAAGUCGAGGAAAGCCGAGCUGCUUCAGCACUCGACUCUGAGGCAUUGGAGAAGUUGAAGCUUGUGCACAAUAAAGAGUGCAAAGGGUUGAUGCUCCAAAUUCGAUACCUGAAGGCAAGAUGCACACGAGAACAUGCAUUUAGGUUGGAUCUUGGAUAUCAGAAAGUGUACCUCUUGAAGGUUCUUGAGGCUCACAACGCAGGUGAAAGGAGUAUCCUUGCAUCGAUAGCACGUCUCGGCUUCCCUCCUCCGAAAAGGACGAAUAAAUCCCUUCGAACCAUUGUUAUGGCUGUGAUUUUCGUGCAUAGAACGAAAACCGCACGGGAAGCUUGGCUGCUCAAUGUCGCUUCCAAGCAAGCAGUCCAAGGGGCGCUGGAAGAAGUCAGAAAACGGAGGGCGACCCAAAAAUCUUGA
Molecule: messenger RNA, 1017 nt
Organism: Cantharellus anzutake
Lineage: Eukaryota; Fungi; Basidiomycota; Agaricomycetes; Cantharellales; Hydnaceae
Exons: 6
Coding region: 1-1017 (338 amino acids)
Source: RefSeq, a predicted model, not a curated record